AUGUUUGGCUAUAUGAUGUUCAAAGGUCAGAGGGACUCUCACAAGACCCCUGACGAAUUUCAAAGGCGUGCCAGGCAGGAUAUCGAAACCCACCUAAAAAGAUUAAGGAACAAUGACCACAUGCAUCCAGUCGAUGAAAUGGAUAUAGACUCAAUUGAUACAAAGCCAGUAACUAUAAGCCACAGAUCAUCCUCACCGCUUGUGCGACCCUUAAACGACCGCCUGCAGAAUCAACAAAUCAAUUCGGGGAUUAGUCAACAUAAUCUGCAGAAUCAAUACAAUCACCAUAAUCAAGGCAGUCUAGACAAUCAGAAUUUCGAACGACCUAUAAAUGCUUACGCUCCAAAACUAACGUAUGGGUCUUCACCGUUAAGGCAGACUGUAACCUCCAAUUUUGAAUCUUCAGAUGAGUGCUCCUCAAUCGAUUCUGGUAAAUCAGGUUGUAGCCUUACCCAUGAAUCUGCUCAACAACUUUUACAACAACAGCAAGAGUCGUUGGAUCGGAUGCUGUCGAGAACGUCUACUUUAGAGAGCUCUCUGUUUCGAAACGACUUGAACUCAUUAUAUACCUCAAGCACUAAUACUACCAUCAAUACAGAUCAUACAUUCAUAAAUUCUGCUAAUUCAAAUAUAAUACCGUUAAAUAAGGCCCUACCCCAAGAUUUUACUGAUUAUUAUUCACCUGACUUGGAGGCUGAGAAGUUUUCUAACGGUAGACCUACAUUUACUAAACGUCCCCUCAAAAACUGGGAGUUGAAUGAUUUGAGAUCGUUGCUUAUAUAUUCAGAACCAAAACCUGAAUGGAAUAAUAAAAUACCCGAAAUACUAUCACCUUACCCGAAUAUUCAAUUCAGAAUUCAAAUCAUCCCGAAUUAUUGUUCGGAUAACCAAAUUACAGAAUUAUUGGCACAUUCGGAUAUUUAUAAAGAGUCUAAAUUUGAUUUAGAUUAUAAGAUCAAAACUGCCAAAUUUAUUGUUGAAAGAGCUAGACUCAGACAUAAGCAAAUAUUAAUUGAUUCAUUUGGAGUUGAUCCUCUAGCUUUUAAUUCUGAAACUAACUUGGUCAAUGAUAUACGAUACGAUUGUUACUUCAAAUUCGAAUGGAGAAAUAUAAUUGAGAACUAUAUGUUAAAUAUUGGUAUAGAGUACCAAUGCCGCUCAGAAUUCAAAUUGAGGAUUAAUAAAUUGAAAAAACUAACUCAAGAAAAGAAGUUCAAUGGACUAAGUGAUAAAAAUCCAAAGUCAUCUAAAAUGGAUUUGUACAAAAACGUUCUACUUCAAAACAAAUCAACUAUCUCUGAAGAAGAAAAAAUGUCAAUUUGGAAAGAUGUCCAGAAUGAGGUAUAUAGGAAACUCGAUAUGGAUGAUUGGAAUUCCUCCGUACGUUAA
Pichia kudriavzevii is the source of this 1389-nucleotide messenger RNA. RefSeq lists its product as uncharacterized. The record is from RefSeq and is a predicted model, not a curated record. The transcript has a single exon. Bases 1 to 1389 code for a protein of 462 amino acids. Lineage: Eukaryota; Fungi; Ascomycota; Pichiomycetes; Pichiales; Pichiaceae.